Molecule: messenger RNA, 963 nt
Organism: Talaromyces proteolyticus
Lineage: Eukaryota; Fungi; Ascomycota; Eurotiomycetes; Eurotiales; Trichocomaceae
Product: putative cyclase-domain-containing protein
Exons: 3
Coding region: 1-963 (320 amino acids)
Molecular function (GO): arylformamidase activity
Source: RefSeq, a predicted model, not a curated record
AUGCCUGACCGACCCUCCUUUGCUCAACUCCCAUUGCGUUCUUUGGAUCCUCCCUACUCCGCUUGGGGCUUGUACGGCAAUGAUGACGAACUUGGGACUCUAAACAUUCUGAACAGUGAUUGUGUCGUCAGAGCGAGAACUGAGAUUCAGCAAGGUAUUAGCAUUAGUCUCAAUCUACCGCUCGAUAUACCAAGCGUUCCUAUGAAUGCAGAGCGAAAACCCUGCCAUCAUAAGUUCAACAUUAAGCCACGUUCUAAUGAUGAUGAAUUGGAUAUUAAUACACAAAGCUCUACCCAUUGGGAUGGACUCAGGCACGUGGGAUAUCAGACAGAGCGAUUAUUCUACAACGGCAUGACACAGGGCGAAAUUAGGGGAGCUCGAUCUAGUGAUCGUCUUGGUAUUCAUAACCUCUCACGACGAGCUAUUGCUGGUCGAGGAGUACUACUCGACUACCGUUCGUGGGCCGCUUCCAACGGGAAAGAGUACGACGCUUUCACUAACCAUCGAGUGACCGUCAGUGAACUUCUUCAAUGUGCUAAAUCCCAAAAUGUUCAAUUCCAAGUAGGCGAUAUUCUGCUGAUCCGAUUCGGUUGGACCGAGGAUUACCUUAAAAGAAAUGAGGCAGAGAGAAAAGAAUUGGGUGGGAGAGAGACACGUACUUUCGUUGGCGUUGAGAAUACUCUGGAGAUGGCAAAAUGGCAUUGGGAAAAUGGGUUUGCAGCUGUGGCAUCGGAUACAAACGCUUAUGAAGCCUGGUUCCCAGAUACAAAAUCAGAUUUGGGUUACUCAUUGCAUGAAAUCUUCUUGGCUGGAUGGGGUAUGCCUAUCGGUGAAUUAUGGGAUCUCGAAAAUCUAGCGGCUGAGUGCAAAAGACUCGGAAGAUGGUCAUUUUUCCUAACUAGUCAACCUCUUAACAUUUCUGGGGGAGUAGCUAGUCCAAGUAAUGCAAUGGCAAUCCUCUAA